AUGGAUCCCUCAUCUCCCUGCUGUGAAGAUUAUUCCAAGAUCAAAUUCCCUAAGAGCAUCGUGAAGGCUUAUUUCUACACCAGCGGCAACUGUCGUCUGUCUUCUGUAGUGUAAGUUUCCACAUCAGGGCAAAAACCAAGAGGCCAGCUGGAUAACAUGUUUCAAAGGGUAGAAGGUGAAGUGAGGCUUAAGCACUUGGGGGACAGAUUGAGAAAAUCAUGAGAGUAGAUCACAGAAAAAUGGAGAAAUUGUCACUCGGGAGAAGAGAUAGGCUGUGACUAUUUUCCAGUCUUAAACUCAGUUCCUCCUCUUUAAAUUUAAGUUCUUCCUCCUCUCUUGCACUCAGAAGGAGCCAGCCACUGAAGCCGUGCCACACUCAGUCUCGUGCUCAGCCUCCUCCUCUGCCCCCUGCCAACAGAUAUUGAAUAGGGCAAAGACAGAGCCAGCACCCCAGUGGGCCUAUUCAUUUGGGAAGCAUGGAUUUGAUGGGAUCACAUUAAGACUGCGGUCAGAAGCAAUUUCUUUUCCAUCUCUAUAUCCUGCUGAGGACACAGGGUCCAUGGCAAGGUUGAUCCUGGUGCCUUUUGACAUGGGAAGCGGGCUGCCUGCCUUUUUCUCCAGACCCAAGAGAAGUGGGGUCCUCAGGCUAGUGGAGAAUCAAAAGGGCACAUUCAGUGACACAUGGUGAAUGCCUGUUUCUUUCUCUGACAGGUUUGUAUUCAAGAAUGGAAAAACAGGCUGUGCUGACCCAAAUGCUCAGUGGGCCAGGGAUCUUAUGGAAUACAUUGACAGCAUUAAGCAUUCCCCCAGCUCAAGACCCACAACUGUGCCUAUCCCCAGUGCAUAG
Molecule: messenger RNA, 847 nt
Organism: Podarcis lilfordi (Lilford's wall lizard)
Lineage: Eukaryota; Metazoa; Chordata; Lepidosauria; Squamata; Lacertidae
Source: the annotation of a GenBank genome assembly